Molecule: messenger RNA, 3833 nt
Organism: Megalops cyprinoides (Indo-Pacific tarpon)
Lineage: Eukaryota; Metazoa; Chordata; Actinopteri; Elopiformes; Megalopidae
Gene: matr3l1.1
Product: matrin 3-like 1.1
Exons: 19
Coding region: 245-3751 (1168 amino acids)
Cellular component (GO): nucleus
Molecular function (GO): RNA binding
Source: RefSeq, a predicted model, not a curated record
GCCGGCACGGAUCGGGUAAUGACACCAGGCCCGCCUUCUAUGGUGAAGCUGGAAGGGAGCCCCCUAUGUCUAACUAGCUGCGUGUUACGAAUAAUUACGUUGUGUCUGAAGAGGAGUCGGCAAUCAGAAUAAUUAUAUUUUUCAUUUCUUGAGUGCUAAAACGAAGAAGGACUGCUUCUUCUCAGGCUGCUCAUAUUUUCACUGGACACAUUGCCUUUCUCUGUGGUACUUUCCACUGUCCAACAUGUCUCACAAUUACCCAUAUAGGAGGUCUCCAGAAGGUUUUAGCUCACGUCAGUGUUCCUUUGCUACAUCAAAUAACCUGCGUGAGGAGAGUGACAUCUACAGACCAUCUCUCAAGCCGUCUCCUCACUCAGUACCCACUUUCACGUCCUCAAAGAGUGCCCUGGAGUCUUACUCCUCCAGAUCUGUAACUGCUGAAAAUGCUUUGAGUCUUCUGGCCAGCUGCGGGCUUGAGCCCGAAGACCUUUCCGUGUUAGCAGGUAUGCCUGAAAAUCUCAUGACUGAGGAGACGCUUCCUCAUCUUCUCAUGGAGAUCAGGCAGAAGAAGGCCCACCGAGAGCACACAUCUAGCCUUCAUCAGACCGCAUCUCGUCCACCCGCUCCAUCUCUGGCCAGUACAUGGCAGGACUCGGCACGUGUUUGCACAGCAGAGUACCCGUCAGACCCUUCCCCUCGUUCUUCAUACUCGGGCCCCAGAGAGCAGGCAGAGAGCUGGGAAGAUCGCUGGGGGGACCCCGGGCAGAGUGGCGCGGUCAGACAGGAGCGCCCUCGCAGUGCAUCUUACGUCGUGGACUACAAUUUCGGUCAGCCACGAGAGGAAGACACAAGACGCUACGAGAAACAAGCUUACACUGUAAGAGCAGGAGGCAUCAGGGAGCCUCUUGCUUCACAGUCUUCGUCUGAUUACAGAGGUUUCAGCCAGAGUCGAGAACCGGCAGCACCGCCCCAGAGGAAGAAGCCCCUUCUCUUGGCUCCCUCCAAAAGGGAAGCAGAUGAUUUUCAUGGUGUUAUGCCCCAAACAUUCCCUUACGCGUGCUCACUCUGUGAUAUUGCUGUGCUUUCCCAAAGUGACUGGACUCUACACAUAAAUGGAUCUGAACAUGCAGACAGCCAGCUCACAGUGCUCCAGAUGUAUCCCGAUUGGGACUGUCGACAUGAAUCGAUCAGAAAGAAUGACUACCAUUCAGAGGAACAUAGGGAAGAGAAAAGCGCUGAAACAGCUCCAUACAGAGCUCCUCAACGCCUUGGAGCAGCAUCAAGCAGUAGUGAGAGGCACGGACCUGCUAAAGAGAAGGAGUAUAGCAGAGUGGUUUGUGCUAAAUUUGCUGCUGAAUCUGUGGAUGAAAGUUGCUUGAGGAAGUUGGUGAAGCCAUUUGGAAACAUACUGAAUGUUCUGAUGUUCCCUGUACAGGCUUUUGCUGAGAUGAGUACAUCUGACCAAGCAGAAGAUAUUGUGAAAUACUACAGCAGGAACCCAGUCAGUGUUAAAGGGAGCCCAGUCCGGUUUUCUGUGUCUACCGCAUUUACUUGCCUUAAGAAUUCCCGCGUGGUGAGCUUUUCCUUACUGCCCCCUGGAAAGGAGAGGAAUUCUGAGCUGAUGGCCAUUGCAAAGCGAUUUGGACCUGUUAAACACUCGUUAUUCUUACCAAAUAGGGUGCUCGUGGAAAUGACAAACCUAAAAGACGCAGAAAAGAUGGUUCAGUAUUAUGCUUCCCAUCCUCUUAAGAUGAAAGGCAAAAAUAUCCAAGUGUCCCACUCUACGGAGCACAGUACACUAAGAGUGCCAAGCACUGACAGAGACUCAGGAGACAGGGCAGGGUCCAGUAGAUAUAGCAGCCAGUCCUACAGGUUACAAGCCAGGAGGAGAUCCUCUAGCCCAAGGAGGCGGUCCCCCAGCCCAAGGAGGCGGUCCCCCAGCCCAAGGAGGCGGUCCCCCAGCCCAAGGAGGCGGUCCCCCACCCCAAGGAGGCGGUCCCCCAGUCCAAGGAGGCGGUCCCCCAGUCCAAGGAGGCGGUCCCCAAGCCCAAGGAGGCGGUCCAGGGAGAAAGGCGAUCGUCUCCACCGGAGAGAGGACAAAUCCUCUGAAGAGAGGGUGCGGUCCUCUAGCAGGCACAGUAGUCAGUCCUCAAGAACAUCUAGGUCCCACACCAGGGAGCGUGACAGUGCCUCAGGAUGCCAAUCCAAAGACAAAGUGACAGAUCCCCAGAAGGCAGAGGUCAAACGUGACAAAGCGGUUGAAGAGAUUCUAGAACAGGAGAGUAGCCAGCAGUCAUCAUGCAUUCAAGCUCAAACCAAGGAGGGAGUGCCCAUCUCAAAAGAAGAACAUGAAGAGGGAAACGCUAUACAGGACAUCCAAGACCAACCUGGCUUUACCGGAGGGCAGGAAGAGGAAGGCUUUGGAGCUGUGGACACGGACAGUGACAUAGAAGGGAUGGAAGUGAUUGGAGAGGACAAGGAGGAUUUCAGGUCAGAAGAAGACUAUACAGAAUUCUUGGAGGAAAUGGAAGAGGGUGCAGAUGCAGGGAUACUGGGACCACAGGAGACAGCAGAGGUCUUAGGAGCAGGGUCCCCAGAGGUUCGUGAAGUCUUGGAGAAAGAGAAAACUGGCAACACAGAUGAGUCUUCCACAGAAGAGGUAACGCUACAGCCUCCAGCAGACAAGGCAACAAAUGAGGAGAAACAGCCAGUACGUCAGGAGCAGUUGGAUGGACCUGAUGCCAAUGAAGAGGAUGAGCCUGAUUUCCCUGAAAGCCUGGAGGAAUGUAUUACUUUAGAUGAGAUUGAAGAUGAAGACAAUGACGACCAGACACAUGCAACAGAAGACAGCUCUGGUAAAAAAUCCAAGGAGGAAUAUAAGGAAAGUACCAGUGGGAAAGUUAUCUAUAUCAAAAAUCUUCCAAAUGGCUACUAUACCGAUGCUCAGUUUGUGAAGAUUGCAAAGCCUUACGGGAGAGUGAAGCGCUAUUUCCUGAUCCGCAAUCGUCAGGAGGGUUUCAUCGAAAUGGAGAGAGCUGCUGAUGCUCAGAAAGCAGUGAAGGAGCUGACAAUGAGGCGUGUGGAAAUGGAUCGUCAUGUUUUGAUUAUUUAUUUGUCUCGGAAAUACCAGAGUCUGACGCGUGGAUGGAGCCCUGACUCAGACUCUGAGGAUGAGAAAGAGCAGAGGAAAGAUCGAAAGGAGAAACGCAGGAGGGGAGCACGAGAGGACAGCAGCUCCCGAGCCAAAUCCAAGAUGGAGGAAGAGCCUCCAGCCAAAAGGGCCUACAGAGACAAAACUACUCCAGAGAACCUAGCCAGCAGCAAGAAGGAGGAGAAGAGCACCACAGGGGAGCCCAACAGCAGCGGGCUGCAGCAGAAGGAAGUGAAGAGAGAGGAGACAGAUGGGGAAACCAGCCAGACCUCCAAGAGCAUGGACACCCAGCAGGACACUGAGGGGGUGUCCAGCAGUGAAAAUACAAGGAUUCCCUCUGCUAAUGGUGUGAUUGAGCAGAUCUGCACUGAGGAGAAGAAUGGAAAAACUAUGCUGGACCCUAAAAAUGAACCCCUAGCACCAUACCAACCAGGUGUCCCUAUGGGGAAGGAGUUUAUCAGUCAAAAAAUGGGCUACUUCUGUAACCUUUGCAAGGUGAUCUAUGUCAGUGAAGAUGAAGCAAAAAAUGAACAUUGCAGCAAUAUUACUCACUACCAGAAACUGAAGGAAUAUUUGGAACAAAACGGCAACCCCAACUGAGAAAUGCAAGCAUCAUGUUUUUAACAGUGGCAACAAGGAAAUCCUGCUCAGCAGUGUGUUCAGCCUUGUUGUUCGCAGAAGA